Messenger RNA from Piliocolobus tephrosceles (Ugandan red Colobus), 1513 nucleotides. RefSeq names its product BCL2/adenovirus E1B 19 kDa protein-interacting protein 3. Gene Ontology annotation, cellular component: nuclear envelope; endoplasmic reticulum; mitochondrial outer membrane. Gene Ontology annotation, biological process: mitochondrial outer membrane permeabilization; positive regulation of apoptotic process. Bases 219 to 677 code for a protein of 152 amino acids. The transcript is spliced from 5 exons. The record is from RefSeq and is a predicted model, not a curated record. NCBI's taxonomy places the organism in Eukaryota, Metazoa, Chordata, Mammalia, Primates, Cercopithecidae.
GGUGGGGUUAAGGGAUGGUUCCUGGUGUGUCACCAUUGCUACCUCUUGGAAAUGGAAGGGCAGGCUGGUUAGAUAUUAAGACCAGAUUCCAGAGUGGGUAGAAAAUUCCAUCUGUGCCCCUUUUUUUGUCCCCAACAGGCUCCUGGGUGGAAUUGCACUUUAGCAAUAAUGGGAACGGGAGCAGCGUUCCAGCCUCGGUUUCUAUUUAUAAUGGUGACAUGGAAAAAAUACUGCUGGACGCACAGCAUGAGUCUGGACGGAGUAGCUCCAAGAGUUCUCACUGUGACAGCCCACCUCGCUCACAGACACCACAAGAUACUAACAGAGCUUCUGAAACAGAUACCCAUAGCAUUGGAGAGAAAAACAGCUCACAGUCUGAGGAAGAUGAUAUUGAGAGAAGGAAAGAAGUGGAAAGCAUCUUGAAGAAAAACUCAGACUGGAUAUGGGAUUGGUCAAGUCGGCCGGAAAAUAUUCCUCCCAAGGAGUUCCUCUUUAAACACCCGAAGCGCACGGCCACCCUCAGCAUGAGGAACACGAGCGUCAUGAAGAAAGGGGGCAUAUUCUCUGCGGAAUUUCUGAAGGUUUUCCUUCCGUCUCUGCUGCUCUCUCAUUUGCUGGCCAUCGGAUUGGGGAUCUAUAUUGGAAGGCGCCUGACAACCUCCACCAGCACCUUUUGAUGAAGAACUGGAGUCUGACUUGGUUCGUUAGUGGGAUUACUUCUGAGCUUGCAAGGCAGCUCACUGAAGAGCCGUUAGAUCCUGGGGUGGCCGCGUCACUUGUGUUUAUUUGUUCUGUAAAUGCUGUGUUCCUAAUUUAGUAAAACAAAACGACAGACACUAAAAUCAUGUUGAUCUAUAAUUAUACCUAUGAGAUCAAUUAAUAAGCAUGUCAGACUGAUAUCUAUUGUAAAAAUUUGGUAGUGAAUUUUCAUUGGAUAUUAGAUAUAAAUAUCUGAAUAUAAAUAAUUUUAAUAUCCUAGUCAUGAUGUAUGUUGUAUUUUAAAAAUUAUCUGCAACCUUAGUUCAGUUGAAGUACUUUAUAUUUCAAAAGAAUGAAUAACAUUGAUAAUAAAAUCGCUACUUUAAGGGGUUUGUCCAAAAUAAAUAUUGUGGCCUUAUAUAUCACACUAUUGUAGAAAGUAUUAUUUAAUUUAAAUGGAUGCAGGUUGUCUACUAAAGAUUAUACAUAACUAUACUAAUUGUUCAUAAUCAACAGAAACCAAGAUAGAGCUAUAAACAGCUGUACAGUUCAUACACUAAACUCUUCUUGCUUUUGCAGUAUAAGGAAUUAAGACUCCGAUCAUUAGGUAAUCACCUUGGAUGAUCAGUUUUCUGCUGAAGGCACCUGCUCAGUGUCUUUUCCUCUGUCACUCUGCAUUGGUGAAUUUAAUCCUCUCCUUUGUGCCCAACUUGUGUGUGCUUUUAAAAUCAGCUUUAUUCUAAGCAAUUCUGUGUCUACUUUAAAAGACUGGAAAUGGGAAAAAAAUAAAUAAAUCUUUGCUAAAUCCUUCAGA